This is a messenger RNA of Knipowitschia caucasica, 1347 nucleotides long. NCBI's taxonomy places the organism in Eukaryota, Metazoa, Chordata, Actinopteri, Gobiiformes, Gobiidae. The record is from the annotation of a GenBank genome assembly.
AUGGAGGACUGGGUGGUCCUCACAGAGACUAGAGGACUGGGUGCACAGGCCAAAGCACACGCCAAAGAACAUGCCAAAGCACAGGCCAAAGCACACGCCAAAGCACAGGCCAAAGCACACGCCAAAGAACAUGCCAAAGCACAGGCCAAAGCACACGCCAAAGCACACGCCAAAGCACACGCCAAAGCACAGGCCAAAGAACACGCCAAAGCACACGUCAAAGCACAGACCAAAGCACACGCCAAAGCACAGGCCAAAGAACACGCCAAAGCACACGUCAAAGCACAGACCAAAGCACACGCCAUAGCACAGACCAAAGCACAGGCCAAAGAACACGCCAAAGCACAGACCAAAGAACACGCCAAAGCACACGCCAAAGCACAGACCAAAGCACAGGCCAAAGCACACGCCAAAGCACACGCCAAAGCACACGUCAAAGCACAGACCAAAGAACACGCCAAAGCACACGUCAAAGCACAGGCCAAAGCACAGGCCAAAGCACAGGCCAAAGCACAGGCCAAAGAACACGCCAAAGCACACGUCAAAGCACAGGCCAAAGCACAGGCCAAAGCACAGGCCAAAGCACAGGCCAAAGCACAGGCCAAAGCACAGGCCAAAGAACACGCCAAAGCACACGUCAAAGCACAGGCCAAAGCACAGGCCAAAGCACAUGCCAAAGCACAGGCCAAAGCACAGGCCAAAGCACAGGCCAAAGAACACGCCAAAGCACACGCCAAAGCACAGGCCAAAGAACAUGCCAAAGAACACGCCAAAGCACACGCCAAAGAACAUGCCAAAGCACACGCCAAAGCACACGUCAAAGCACAGACCAAAGAACACACCAAAGCACACGCUAAAGCACACGCCAAAGCACACGCCAAAGCACAGGCCAAAGCACAGGCCAAAGAAAACGCCAAAGCACACGUCAAAGCACAGACCAAAGAACACGCCAAAGCACACGUCAAAGCACAGACCAAAGAACACGCCAAAGCACACGCCAAAGCACAUGCCAAAGCACACGCCAAAGCACAGGCCAAAGCACACGCCAAAGCACACGCCAAAGCACAGGCCAAAGCACACGCCAAAGCACAGGUCAAAGCACACGCCAAAGCACACGCCAAAGCACAGGCCAUAGAACACGCCAAAGCACAGGCCAAAGCACACGCCAACGAACAUGCCAAAGCACACGCCAAAGCACACGCCAAAGCACAGACCAAAGCACACGCCAAAGCACACGCCAAAGAACACGCCAAAGAACACACCAAAGCACACGCCAAAGCACACGGCCUGGUCGCACGUCUGGUUCACUUGUUACUUCCUGGUUGCUGCAGGGGUUUGAUUCUCUGA